AUGUACUACGCCGCGAAAGUGGCAGAGAUCAAGGAUGAUGGGCGCCAGCCUGAGAGCCAGCAGGGUUUCAGGGCCAUCACGGUCUAUGUGGUGGACUGGGAAGACGGUGACGUGGCUGGCGAAAUGCUAGCUGGGUCCGAGACUCGGAACGGCAAAACGGGAUGCGUUUUUCAGUGGGGCGAGAUCGGAAGCCACGACGAGAAUGGGCCACACAGGAUGUCCGAAGCUACAGCCCCCGAUGUCCCAAAGCCAAAAACCCAUGUAGCAUCCGUUGCAGCCAUGAAUCUGGGGGCACCCUGCACGCUCAAAGCUCUCCUCUUUUCGCUGCUCUUUACGGCGGCUCCGGCGGACUUUCCUGGAAAGUACGUCAUCAAGAGUGAUGGAGUUAGAGGGUCGGACCAGGGCUACGAGGUUCAGAAGCUGGAAGAUGCACGUCCUGCGCUGAGGCUGGGGAACAGCGGGCUCGGAUUCUUCGCGACGGCCUAUGGGGCCAUCACCGAGGAGCACAUGUGGAGAAUCCAUGACGAGGGGAACAACAGCUUCAGCUUGAGCAACGUCGUUUCUGGCAGCCGGAUUCUGGCACAGAGCGGUUUCGAAGGCGCACACGGCUUCUUCGCAGUGGCCGAUGGUCCCGUCUACCAGGACCAGAAGUGGCAUCUGAUGAUGCAGGGCGACGGGGCCUUCGUGAUCACCAACGCCAAGUCGGGUCGGAGGAUCUGGGCCGUGGAUGAGGAUCGUGGGGGCCUGAGCUUCGGGGCGUCGCCGAUGCUGGGCUCCGAGGGCCAGUCCUGGUGGCUGAUCAGGCAAGAUAUCGACGAGUCUGGCUUGCUUCGUGCGGAGCUUGCUGCAGAGCGGCGAAGCAAGUCGAUGCUGCUUGCGAAGGUGGAGGAGCGAGAUGCAAAGCUCGAAAUGUUCCGACGAGAGGCUGAGGCAGGAUGCCCCGCGGCUCCCCCGCCGCAGUGGCACCAGUCAUCAGAUCUGGGACUGCUUGGAGCUUGGACUCGGACCUGGGCCGUCGACCAGACUCUCUCCUUGUACCUCCUCACAGGUUUGCUGCUGCUGGGCCUAUUGAACAUCCACCUCAACCUCCAGCUGCAGAAAGAGCGCGGUUCCGGGCAGAGGAAAGAGGUAGUUCCAGAGACCCCACCUGCGGCCGCCACAACUCCUGAAGACCCUGGACAAGGUUUGGGCCAGGACUUCGGAUACCACGUCCUGGACACGGAGGUCAAUGGCAAUUCAGUUCGGCUCAUCAAGAUCCAGUGCCCUGGAGUGGAGCAUGAGGAUGUCAACGUGGAGCUCCUCUUCAAUGGAUGCCAGGUUCGGCUCGCCCGCCGCGCCGCCUGCGGCAUCGCGGCGGCGGCGUGGGCGAAGCGUUUUGAGUUCCCUUCCCAGGAGGGAAUCUUCGAGUUCCGCGAGGACCAGAUGCGAUUGGAGCACGGCUUCCUCCACCUGGUCUUCCGCACACAUCCCUUCCACAGCCGACGAGUUCGCUUCCCGUGGCACUACAU
Molecule: messenger RNA, 1508 nt
Organism: Symbiodinium necroappetens
Lineage: Eukaryota; Dinophyceae; Suessiales; Symbiodiniaceae
Source: the annotation of a GenBank genome assembly